This is a messenger RNA of Parnassius mnemosyne (clouded apollo), 444 nucleotides long. Lineage: Eukaryota; Metazoa; Arthropoda; Insecta; Lepidoptera; Papilionidae. The record is from the annotation of a GenBank genome assembly.
UUGUCUCCGGAUGAGAUUAAAAAGGAUAAACCAAUUGCCUAUACAUCUCGUACCUUCAAUAAACAAGGAGGAAACUAUUCGAAAACAGUAAAGGAAUUAUUGGCGAUACUGGUUGCUAUUAACACUUUUCGACUAUGGUCUUUACGGCAAUCGUUACAAUCAUCAUCAUCGAAUGACCAUCGUUCUCGUCAUCGUCAUAAUCAUCGUCACGAUCGUUGUCAUUGUCAUGGUCAUCAUGAUCAACGUCAUGGUCAUGAUCAUCAUCAUGGUCAUCGUCACCGUCAUAGUCAUAGUCAUCGUCAUCAUCAUCGUUAUGAUCAUCUUCAUGGUCAUCGUAAUCGUCAAGUCCAUCGUCAUGGCCAUGAUCACCAUCAUGAUAAUCGUCAUCGUUAUGAUCAUCGUCAUGGUCAUAGUCAUUGUCAUUGUUAUGAUCAUCGUUAUUGA